AUGGCUCACAGGCUUGCUGGGAUUUCUAGUUCGUCUAUAUCCCGGCUGGCGAAGGCUGUCCUAACAGAUCCCUUUGGGCGCUUUGAUCCCCCCCUUUCGUGCCCAUCUGGAAUUGGGGAGCUGCUUUUUAAGAGAAGCUGCACGGUCCUGGCUGUUGAUGAAAGUGUCGUGAGAGACGCGCGCUUCCUUCUUGACUCGUCUGGGUCCGGCUGCGCAACUAGGAGCGACCCAGGAGAGCCGAAGCCACGCGCUGGGCGGCGGGAUCCUCCGGCCUGGACGGCUGCCAGGCUGGAUCUCCCUUUCCCUGCCUGCCUGCCCCUCUCCCUCCCUCUCCGGCUCGCUGCCUCUGGGCGGGGGAUAGCCGCCCCUGGAGCUCUCCGCUCGGGCAGGAGCGCAUUUCCCCUCCAGGAUGAUCGCGACGCGCCUCCCCGGACGGUCGCCGCGGAGCAGCAGGCAGGCGCCUGGAUGGGGCCCCCCAACAAUGCCACGCCGGGGCUGCGGCUGGUGCGUAUCUCGCGUCUCCUCUUGUCCUACCUGCUUCCGAGGUUUCGCUUCCAGGGGCGGAAGGGGAAAGGGAAGGAGCCCGGGGAGGGAAGCUGGACCGGGCGGCCUCCGCCCGACAGAGAGCAAAGAGGGCUCAGGAGAGUUUGCGGUGAGGUCCUGUGUGAGCUGAGGCCUCGGUGGAGGGAUGGAAGACCAAGAUCCGAGCAGGGUCAAUGUAGGUAA
Messenger RNA from Podarcis lilfordi (Lilford's wall lizard), 726 nucleotides. NCBI's taxonomy places the organism in Eukaryota, Metazoa, Chordata, Lepidosauria, Squamata, Lacertidae. The record is from the annotation of a GenBank genome assembly.